Corticium candelabrum is the source of this 1102-nucleotide messenger RNA. RefSeq lists its product as uncharacterized. The coding region runs from base 84 to 1058 and encodes 324 amino acids. The record is from RefSeq and is a predicted model, not a curated record. The transcript has 3 exons. Lineage: Eukaryota; Metazoa; Porifera; Homoscleromorpha; Homosclerophorida; Plakinidae.
CUUACCAUUUCCAUAUCAACUGCGCAAACACUCUCUAGAAUUUCAAACCAGUCGCAGCUAUUAAUUGUUUUCUAUCUCUGUGUAUGAGUUCUGUAACAGAAAGCGACAAAGAGCCAAUUAUACUAACAGGCCCCAACGAUGAUGCUUUGCAAGACUUUAGAAAAACGUUAACUGCUAUCGCUCCAGAGAUUCUACAGAAAGGGAGAAAUCUGCGGAUACUCGUAGGCAAGAAACUGUUUGAGGAAAAUUUGAAUUUAAGUCAUUGCAAAUGCUUCCUGGUGAUGCCACGUGCUAGUCGCACCCUUGUCUACUUAGAGGGUGACCGUACUAGCAUGUAUCAAGAGCUCAAACACAUGUGCCUGACAAACGGACACAAAUGGGACAUCGAACGCGUUUUGAUUGUAUUGUAUCGAAACGAAGAAGUUGCACAAAAAGAUGAUCUGUAUGAUUAUCAGAAGAUUGACCAAUGGUGGGAUCCUGGACCCCAAAAAAAACUCGAGCAGUUUGCCACAGAAAACCACCUGAUCAGCUUUAGAAAUGCACUUAACUCUAAACAGAAAAACGUUAUUCGCAAAUUUUUAGGAUACAAAUUGGUUACUACGAUCUGGUGGCUUGCAUUGUUGGUUUGUCUCUGUAAAUCUUGGUUGCUGACAACUGGCUUCGGAGCUACAAUCAGGUGGCCUGCAUCGUUGGUUUGUCACUGUAAAACUUGGUUGCUGACAACUGGCUUUGGAGCUACAAUCUGGUCGCUUGCAUCGUUGGUUGGUCACUGUAUUAUUUGGUUGCUGACAACUAGCUUCGGAACAAUGGCUCACUGCUGCCUCACUUGGUUGCUAGACACCAAGCUAGUGAAAAUGAUCUGCUCCUGUGUUACUUUGUUGAAGAAUACUGCGUUGGUGACAAUACCCUGCCAAUUUCUUGCUUGGUUCCUGACAUUGACAAUAAUUGACUUGGUUGUACAACCUCCAUGUCUACUUCUGUCUUUGCCGUUGUCAUGCGGGGAAAAGCUAGCUGCUUAUUUAGGAAAACGGACACAAGCUAAAGUUGUAAACACUUAAAGUUUUAUUAAUAUGUUUGCUGUUAUGAUCAAGGUACGGUAUUC